Xenopus tropicalis (tropical clawed frog) is the source of this 568-nucleotide messenger RNA. RefSeq names its product histone H2B 1.1. The record is from RefSeq and is a predicted model, not a curated record. Lineage: Eukaryota; Metazoa; Chordata; Amphibia; Anura; Pipidae. The coding region runs from base 173 to 553 and encodes 126 amino acids. The transcript has a single exon.
CCAAUCCGUAGCUGUAGAUGGGAGGGUUUAUGCCAUGUGACACAAACCGACCAGUUACAGACGCAGGUUCCGAGUUCCCUUAUUUGCAUGGGAGGGCUAUAAAAGCAGCAGCAGCCCGGGAGGAGGAAAGAAUAGUUUUCUCGUAUAUCGGAAAGCGUAAGGUUAGUUGAUCAUGCCUGAACCAGCCAAGUCCGCUCCAGCCCCGAAGAAAGGCUCCAAGAAAGCGGUGACCAAGACCCAGAAGAAAGAUGGGAAGAAGCGCAGGAAGACAAGGAAGGAGAGUUACGCUAUUUACGUGUACAAGGUGCUGAAGCAGGUGCACCCCGAUACCGGCAUCUCCUCCAAGGCCAUGAGCAUCAUGAACUCCUUUGUCAACGAUGUGUUUGAGCGCAUCGCAGGGGAAGCUUCCCGCCUGGCUCAUUACAACAAGCGCUCCACCAUCACCUCCCGGGAGAUCCAGACCGCGGUCCGCCUGCUGCUGCCUGGGGAGCUGGCCAAGCACGCCGUGUCCGAGGGCACCAAGGCUGUCACCAAGUACACCAGCGCCAAGUAACUGCUCCCCAUCUCC